AAUGUCACUCCACAUCCGGGUACCCUGCAGGAAUGCAGCAGGUAGUUGAAUACCUGAGGUGGGCGGGGCUUCGCUGCCCUGACAGAGCAACCUUUGAGCCCCGCAGAGGAAGCGGGAGGCGCGCCAUGGCCGCGGACUGCUCCCAGGACGCGCUGCUGCUCUUCCUCCAGAGCUCCGGCGGCUCCGUGAAGAACUCCGACCUGCUGCUGCACUUCCGGGGCUUCAUCCGGGACCACGCGGACCGGGACCGCAACCGGGAGCGCUUCAAGCAAUUCGUGAACUCCGUCGCCACCGUGAGACAGGUCGACGGCGUGUCUCACGUCUUCCUCAGGAAGAAGUUCAAAGCAUACGUCGGUGGCGGGGACCGGGUCUGCGCGGGUCCGAGUCCGCUUCCCGCCGGGAGGAACGCGGAGCCCUCCCCGGCGGGGAACGCUGGGAAAGCUCUGCAGAAACCUCAGCGGAGGGCGGUGACUCCGCCCGCCCCGCCGGGAGACACCGCCGCCAAAACAAUCCUACCUGCGGCUGGGAUCCUGCUCAACAACAACAACAACAACAACAACGGGGCCACCAGUCUGAGACCAGGACGGGUAACAAGUGGACCCCCAUGUAGACCGGCAGCAGCAGCUCAGGGGGUGAGUCAGGUCCCAAAGAAGACCCCCAGACCGCCUGAGCCCCCCGACUUGGAUCAGGGCCCUGGAGGGGGUCAGCACAGGGGGGGCGCUGGUCUGCCCCCGGGGGCCACACCUGGAGAGGUCAGUCGCUAUGGAGAUACCAGACCCCAGGUCCAGGUCCCCGAAGCCCCCAGAAGGGGGGAGACCUGCCUGCAGCCUCAGGGGCCUCCUCUUCAACUGGGACCUCCUCUUCACCAGGGACCUCCAAUUCAACUGGGACCUCCUCUUCAUCAGGGGCCUCCUCUUCACCAGGGACCUCCUCUUCAACUGGGACCUCCUCUUCAUCAGGGGCCUCCUCUUCAUCACUUCAUCGAUCUUGAGCCGCCGCGGCGCUUCAGGCACCGGCCGAGCUACAAGUCUGCCGUCUCUUAUGAUGAAGAUGGGGAGGAGGAGGAGGAGGUCCAGAGGAGGCCGGAUCCAGCAGGGCGGGCCUUCUCCGCCUCCUCGGCGCCUGUCGUAGAUCCACAUGUACCAAAGAUUUUUGUUCAGGAUUGGGAAACGGUGCCCCCUGGUGGGCGGGGCCAGAGCUCUCAGUCAGUGGCGGCGCUGAGGGGCCGGUGGGCCGGUCCAGGUCUGGAACCCGGGUCGCGUCCAGCGGAGUCCACCCGGCGCAGCCUUCCCCUGGAGGCGGAGCAUCGGGAGGCGGGGCCUCGCGACGACGCCCACGCAGAUCGCCGGUACUCUCAUCCUGCAGGAGUCCAGUCGGGUCCAGACCGGGGGGGGUGGCCGUCCUCCAGCCACAGCUUCCUCUCCAGUGAGCGGCCCGGCUCCCCCGGAGGCCCGGGACGGAACUGCAACUCUGAAGACCUGCAGGCCAGAGCCGUGGGGGCGGAGGGCGGGUCUCAGAUCCAGGACGCCAUCCAGCGAGCUCAAAGGAUGAAGUCGGAGAAGCAAGAUGACCACGGUGACCAUGACGACCAGGAGGCCACGGGCCGUCUCCACGGCGACCAGUACUCCACGGUGCCGUGGCACCUCUCCACAGGUGAUCUCCACGACCGGGAGGGGGCAGAGUCGAGCGAGGGCUCCACCUCCUCGCUGCCGAGGCCUCGCCCGGCCGCAGCCCGGCGGCUCAGCAGCCGCUUGAGGAGCCGGAUGUGCCGCAGCCUGGGAACCGACCUGGACCAGCUCCUCCAGGAGGAGGCGCGGGCCGGUGGGGGCAGCGAGGCGGCGAGGCUAAACCGCCUGCACCUGAUCUCCUCGUCGCUCAGCCUGCGCUACUACCUGUCCUCGUCCUCGCUGUCCUCCUGCUCCACGCCGCCUCGCUGCCACAGCCUCGCCGACCUGGACGAGGGGGCGGAGGGGAGACCGGGGAGGAGGAGCUCCCCCCUCUCCUCCCCCACCUCCCCCCCUGCUCCACACGAGGGCUCCAGUCGACAGUCCCUGGUCCCCCUGGAGCCCCGGGAGCACGCCUGGCUGGUCAAGGGGGCGUCGGCGGCCUGGCCCGACAUCUACACGCUGUUCAGAGAGGACUCGUCUCUGCUCAACAGGCCGGACUUCAUCUCCGGCUUCACCGUGCUGCACUGGAUCGCCAAGCACGGAGACCACCGCGUGCUCAACACCUUGUGGUACGGAGUUCAGAAAGCUGGUUUGAGCUUCGACAUGAACGCCAAGUCUUCGUGCGGCCACACGCCGCUGCACCUCGCCGCCAUCCACGCCAACAACAACGUCACGCGGCUGCUGGUGACCAAGUUCAACGCGGACGUGAAGCUGCGGGACACGGCAGGAAAGAAGGCGUGGCAGUACCUGAGCGCCGCCGCGCCGACGGACAUCCUCCAGCUGCUGGGAGCGCCGCCGCGUGCUGCCGGCGGCGGGCAGGCAGCACGCGGCGGAGAGACCCCCGGUGGACCGAACCUGGGCCAGUCGCCACGCCAGCAGCACCGGCGCCGCCGCCGCCAUCAUCUCUCCUUUGCUUCCUCGGGGGAGAAGCCGCUGACCAUGACGGGCACCCAGAGGGUCAAGAGGUCGUCGUCCAUCGCCGCGUUCCUCAAACACAAGUCGCUGCACCGCUUCCACGGACACCAGUCGGACUCGUCGGUCUGAGACUCUCUGAAGCCGGAGAGGUUUCCGACUGCCGGCCUGGAGGUUCACCUGGAGGUUCACCUGGAGGCCAAACUACCGCCGCGUUGAGAGGGACUGGCUUGUUGAGGGUUCAUGUAGGACUGUAGUCCGGAUCAAGGGGGACACCCUCUGCCCCGGCCUCAUUGAGGACAGUCAGGAACAAUACCCCGCGUCGCCAUGGUUACCCAACGAUUUGGCUAAAUGUAAACAACCUAUUCUAAGACGUCUGGCUUUUGAGUUUUGUAAGUUUGACCCGACUACGAGACGCCUUCAGUUAGAGGAAACCUCUCAGACGGGUCCAGGUUCUGACCCGCCCAUGACCCCUAGAUCAAUCGGCAUGCUAUGUGCUACAUGCUAUGUUCUGCAUGCUGCGUGCUACAUGCUGUGUGCUGCAUGCUACAUGCUGUAUGCUACAUACUAUGUGCUGCAUGCUUCGUGCUGCAUGCUACGUGCUACAUGCUACAGUACGGUACAGUAGGCGUAGCCGUUCACCACAGGCUGUCCGUAUUAAAGUGGAACAGGUUCUGCAGGAUCCUGGUCUGACUGUUCAGGUUUGAGCACGUUUGUUUUGUGAUGAAACUCGGUCUGAGUUGACCGGGAUCCGGCCUCACUGAACACGGCGGCUCCUCCCUCACGUCAGACUCUGUUUCUCAUGCUUCGUUCCUGUCGUGGAUUAGCAGCCGUCACGUUGUCUUAGCUUAACUGAAACAACUGGCUCCUCCCCUUUAGCCCAAAAGUCUUGAGCUCAGGACGAAUACCUGAACACCAGGGAACUGGUUCCUGUGCCAGAGCCUCCGGUUUCACGGGAUGCCAAACAGAGAAUGUGAGUGAAGCUGGUGGUCCUCUCCUUCUGGGGCCCUGACGCUGCGUUCUGCUUGUCAUGAUUGCUCUGGCGUUUCCUGUACUUUACUGUUUCUCCUGUAUUGUUACACCACUGUAUUAAACAUGUUCACAGCU
Messenger RNA from Pseudoliparis swirei, 3686 nucleotides. RefSeq lists its product as uncharacterized. The record is from RefSeq and is a predicted model, not a curated record. Bases 33 to 2711 code for a protein of 892 amino acids. The transcript has 5 exons. Lineage: Eukaryota; Metazoa; Chordata; Actinopteri; Perciformes; Liparidae. Gene Ontology annotation, molecular function: protein binding.